Molecule: messenger RNA, 663 nt
Organism: Phytophthora sojae
Lineage: Eukaryota; Oomycota; Peronosporomycetes; Peronosporales; Peronosporaceae
Exons: 4
Coding region: 1-663 (220 amino acids)
Source: RefSeq, a predicted model, not a curated record
AUGCGGCUGACGUGCUUGAUCGUGAUCACGAGUUUCAUCAGGAACGGGAUUUUCCAGAUCCAGUCCUUUUUCCUGAAUACAAUUGUGGGAUUCGAUGUGAAAGACUUUGCCAACUUGAUGCUACUCGGAGGCGUCUUAGCACUGCUAGGACAGGGGCUACUGGUGAAGGCGCUGGUGGGCUGCUUCAAGGAGAAAGGCGUGAUCAUCAUCGCGCUGAUCGCCAGUCUGAUGAAGACGGGCGGCUUUGCCGGUGCCGCGUUUUACCCGCACAAAUGGGUCGUAUUCCUGUCGUUCAUCCCUGGUUGCAUCGGAGACCUCACCUUCCCCGCCAUAUCGGCUCUCAAGUCAAUGAACGUCUCGGAGAAGGAACAAGGACGUCUUCAAGGCGCAAUCUAUGGCGCUCGAUCAGUUUUUGACGCAAUCGGCCCCAUCGUCUUCUCCUCGCUCAAGACGCCCCCGUCGCGGAGUGAAGUCGCUGUUGAACCUGCUCCUUUGCCGCCACCCGUGUCGGACGAAACUCCGGCUUUGGCUUCCGUGUACUUCGAGACUGACAAGGAUGAAGUGGAAAAGGGCGACAGAGUGGAGUAUGCCACUAGCUCCAUGCUGGAUGACGACCAAUUGCUCUCUGAGCCUUCGCUAGGAGCGAACUCCUCUGAAGUGUAA